This is a messenger RNA of Pelagomonas calceolata, 1553 nucleotides long. NCBI's taxonomy places the organism in Eukaryota, Pelagophyceae, Pelagomonadales, Pelagomonadaceae. The record is from the annotation of a GenBank genome assembly.
CCGGCGCCUCCUUCACCUGAGAGAGGUACCAGAGUGGUUGCAGGUGCCGGCAUAGAUAACCGAGAAAUGUCACAGCAAUGCAGAGGUCUUGAGCAGCGAUGAUCACUGCGGAGCAGAGCAAUGGCCAGUCUGCAGUGCACGAUGGACAGCUCGCACACAUCGACCCGACCGCCGGCCCGCGCAACAAGCUCGUGCGCGAUCUGUGGUGGAUGAUGGCGUCGCCCGGCAUGCUGCGUGAAACCGACGCGACGAGCGCGGCCCGUCCAUUACACGACGCGGUCGGCGCUUCGAUCGUAGGCGCGUCGCAGGGCUGGCUCGCGCGGCUCGACGAGGACCCGAGCGAGCUCGAGGCCUACCUCGCGGCGCCGUCGCGGCGGUCGACGCGGCUGGGCUUCUACGCGCAGUCGCUCGUCGAGUUCUGGAUCGAGCGGUGCCCGGCGCUCCGCACGACGCAACUGCGGUGCGGCCAGCAGCUGCGGCGGGGCCAGCGCGGCGUCGUCGGGAGCCUGAAGUACGUCUUCUGCUGCGCGCCCACGGAUGAAGCCGUGCGCGCGUCCCUCGGCUGCGACCCGCCCGGCACGGCGCCGGCGCCGGGCCGCCGCUGUUUGUUACACUGGGAGCUCUCCAUCAAGUUCUUCGUCUACGUCGCGCCGCCGCAAGGGGCGCUGCCGGCCGGCGCCGCCGCGCGGUACGUCGGCCCCUUCCUGCACGAGAACCUCGACGCGCGCGUCGCGACGUCGGCGCGCAAGCUGCGCCUCUCGGCCGAGGCCGACGUGAGGAAGUGGGCGACGCGCACGCUCGCCAAGGUCGAGCAGGACGACCGCUGCCUCGACCUGCGCGCGCACAGCGCGCUCCGGGGCUUCGUCUUCUACGACCGCGCGGCGCCCGAGUCGAGCGUCCUCAGUGGAGACCACGCGAAGGGCUGGGUGGCGCGGGACAUAUGCGGUGUUCGCGCCGCGGUGCCGGCAGACACGACGCACUUCGUCAUCCUGCCCAAGAGCCACUGGUUGGCGCCGUGCCGCCUGCCGAAAACAGAAAACGGCUACCUCCUGCCGGCCUGCGAGCUCGUCGGCGCGCCGGAGCCGCUGCGCGCCGUGGCCGCCGCGCAUCUGGCAGCGGAGCUCGCGCGCCUCGCGGAGCGCUGCCCGGCGACGCCGAUCAUGGUCGCCUCGCUCCGGCCGUUUGAUGAAGACGCGCUCUACGAGACGUCGCGGGGCUUUCUCCUGCCGGACGAGUGGGACCCGGAGCCGCUGCUCCGGGGCGCGACGACGUGGAAGAAGCACAAGCGCAAGCCGCCUUCAUUGGAUGCGGACGGCCGCGUCGUCGAGGUCGGCGGCUUCCCGUCGCCGGCGCACCCGUCCGUCGCGGGCCUGCGCGUGCGCGGCGCGUUCCGGGACGCGUCCGACGCGCCCGAGGCCGUUUGCCUAGAUGACGACGCUCUAUUGGUGGACGACGGCGCCGUCGAGACCGGCGCGCAGCUGGUCAAGCGCCUGGAGGGCCGGCCCCACGAACACGCGCGAAAUGGGCGCCGCGUCGGCUCGGCGCUUCUAGCC